CAAGAUGAUCGGUUAGCAGCUAAAAGAGGACAAUGGUACUACUACUAGAUAUGUGCCGGUCCAGAUUCUGAAGUGAGCUGCUGAGUUACUAGGGAAGGGAUAUGGAGGACCGCAUCCAGUUGCUUUUAACAUGCGUAGGACUCAAGGCUUUCUCAACGUGGCGCCAUUUUUAAGCCUCAUUCGCAGAUGCAAAAGCCUUAGAUCCUUCAAGCAAAUCCAUGCACAACUAGUAACUUCAGGACUCAAUGAACACAGUAACGGCAUGGUAGUGAACCAGAGCAUUGAAUUUCUUGCCAGUUCUGUUCAUAAUCUUGAGUACGCCUGCGACUUCCUGAAUCAAAUUCGGUAUAAUCUAAGUUCUUUUCCUUUUAAUAUUUUGAUUGCUGGCUUUGCUGGGAGCGACACGCCAUGGGCUGCAAUUUUAGCUUAUAAGCGGAUAGUGCAAAAUGGGUUCUUGGCUGACAAGUACACUUUCCCAGUGCUUCUCAAGUCCUGUGCCAAGGUUAUGGGGAUUGGAGAGGGGAAACAGGUCCAUGGUGUGGUUGAGAAGAUGGGUUUCUCAAGUGAUCUCUUUGUGCAGAACUCGUUCCUCCAUCUGUAUGGUGUAUGCUGCGACUGCAACGAAGCAACCAAACUGUUUGAUGAAAUGCCUGUAAGAGAUGUCGUUUCUUGGAAUGCUCUGAUUUCUGGAUAUGUGAAGGCGGGGCUCUUUGGCGAGGCCAUGAAUUUAUUCAUGAAGAUGGAUGUGGAGCCGAAUGUGGCGACCGUGGUUAAUGUUCUUGUCGCUUGUGGGCGAUUGGGGAAUCUCGGUACAGGUAGAGUGAUUCAAGGAUUGAUUUUCAAGGGAGGAUUUGAGAUGGGUCUGGAGAUUGGCAAUGCUCUUGUGGGUAUGUAUGUCAAAAGUGAAUGCAUGAAUGAGGCUAAACGGCUUUUUGACGAGCUUCCCGACAAGGAUAUCAUUUCAUGGACUUGUAUAAUAAGUGGCUUAGUGCAAUGCAAACGCCCCAAAGAGGCGCUAGAGUUGUUUCGUGCCAUGCAAGGCUCUGGUGUGGAGCCUGAUAAGGUGACACUAGCUAGCAUCCUCUCUGCCUGUGCAAGCCUAGGAGCGUUUGUGUGUGGAAGGUGGGUUCAUGAGUAUAUAGAACGCUGUGGCGUUGAAUGGGAUAUUCAUAUUGGAACGGCCUUGGUUGACAUGUAUUCAAAGUGUGGGUCUGUGGAGAUGGCAUUGGACAUCUUCCAUGCCAUGCGCCAGAGAAAUGUUCUUACGUGGAAUGCAUUGCUUGGAGGCCUGGCGAUGCAUGGUCUUGGCAAGGAGGCCCUCCAAUAUUACGAUCAAAUGAUUAGAAUUGGGCUGAGACCUAAUGAGGUGACAUUUCUAGCCAUUCUGAGUGCCUGCUGCCACUCUGGCCUUAUCGAGCAAGGCCGCAGGCACUUCUAUCUGAUGAUUGAUCAAGACCAUAAUCUCACUCCGAGGAUAGAACAUUAUGGAUGCAUGGUUGAUUUGCUUGGUCGUGCUGGGCUUUUGGACGAAGCACUAGAGCUUGUCAUGACCAUGCCUAUGCAACCUGAUGAGCUAAUAUGGGGUGCUCUACUUAGUGCUUGCAAAGCCCAUGGAGAUGUUGAGCUUUCCCGACAUAUAUUGGACAAGCUGCUUGAGCUCGACUCUCAUGACAGUGGGGUCUAUGUUCUUCUCUCCAACAUAUUUGCAACCAAUGGUAGGUGGGAAGAUGUAAGCAGAGUAAGGAGGUUGAUGAAGAAGAGGAGUAUAAGGAAAGUCCCAGGGUCUAGUGUCAUAGAGGUCAAUGGAAGUAGCCAUGAAUUUUUUGUUGGGGACAUCGACCAUUCUCAUUUGAAGGAAAUUCAUCUGGUGCUAACUAUGCUAGCAAAACAAGCACACCUUGAAGGGCAAGUUGUACAUCAUAAUUAUCAGGGAUUUCAUUUUUUACAUGAAAUAUAAAUAAUAUUCUCUCUUAAA
Messenger RNA from Telopea speciosissima, 1975 nucleotides. RefSeq names its product pentatricopeptide repeat-containing protein At4g38010. Gene Ontology annotation, biological process: RNA modification. Bases 131 to 1957 code for a protein of 608 amino acids. NCBI's taxonomy places the organism in Eukaryota, Viridiplantae, Streptophyta, Magnoliopsida, Proteales, Proteaceae. Gene Ontology annotation, molecular function: protein binding; RNA binding. The transcript has a single exon. The record is from RefSeq and is a predicted model, not a curated record.